Messenger RNA from Ictalurus furcatus (blue catfish), 4909 nucleotides. RefSeq names its product phospholipase C, gamma 2 (gene plcg2). The coding region runs from base 735 to 4526 and encodes 1263 amino acids. The transcript has 33 exons. Gene Ontology annotation, molecular function: protein binding; phosphatidylinositol-4,5-bisphosphate phospholipase C activity. NCBI's taxonomy places the organism in Eukaryota, Metazoa, Chordata, Actinopteri, Siluriformes, Ictaluridae. Gene Ontology annotation, biological process: phospholipid catabolic process; positive regulation of epithelial cell migration; phosphatidylinositol-mediated signaling. The record is from RefSeq and is a predicted model, not a curated record.
AGAGUAUUUUCUACACAAGUGUGUGAGCUGUCUUGUCCAACUUGUAAACUAAUUCCCUUUUGCCUUAACCCUACAUGUGUGUUUCUUUCCCUGCAGCCCGAGGGGCUGACAGCAGGUGCUUUCUGUUUCACCUCAGAGACUGAGAGACGCUUCACAGUGUGCUUUGACUUGUUUCAACAUAUCACAGGACACAUUGUUUUAAACUUCAUGAGAGAUUUAUCAUCAUCAUCAUCAUCAUCAUCAUUACUAUUAUGUUUUCUUAAGAAAAAAAAAAGCCCUGAAACUAAACCGUACGCGCAGCUUUCACCCUCCUCAGAGGUUUAUUUGCAUCGAUAGCAUCUUCACUUCCGUGUCUUUUUUAUUAAGGUUAUUGGCCACGUCCCAAACCGCACACUACCGUACUUAAUAGUAUGUCACAACUCAAUGUCAGUUCACUUUGUUUUGACACACUAUUUAGUACAGUAGUAUAGGCUCAGGGACGGAGCUUAUAAGGCUUACUUCCUUGUGUUUGGAGAAUAGAGGAACUGAGCAUUUUGCUCAACUAAGCUGGUAGAAAAAAAAAAAAAAAAAAAAAAAACCUUUAUGUGUGUGUGUGUGUGUGUGUCUGUGUGUGUGUUUAAACCAACUUUUGCAGCUUCUUCCUGAAUUUAAAAUGUGAAUUGUGUGUUGAAGAGGACUCGACUUCGACGUGAGCGGUUUUUUCCUUGGACGUGGGGAGUGUGCCAGAAGCCAAAAUGGCAGGGCGACAUGUAGAACUGACUGAGUAUCAGAAAAGUCUGAUAAAGCGCUACCUCGAGAGUGGCAUCAUAAUGACGGUGUACAGGCAGAAAAUGGAGAGGCUGAGUGUACAGGUCAUUAUGGAGACCAGGCAGGUGGCGUGGACGCGUGUUGCUGGCAAAACAGAUGGAGUGUUGGACCUGUCAGAGAUCCGUGAGAUACGUCGAGGAAAAAACUCCAAGGACUUUGAAAGAUUUAAGGAUAGCAAGGACAAGCAUGCGGACAACACGUGUUUCACGAUUUUCUACGGCUCCCAGUUUGUCCUUAAUACCCUGAGCCUGGGGGUGGACACAGUAGAAGAUGCUGAGAAAUGGCUAAAAGGACUGGAGCUGCUUAGAGAAGAGACAGUGCAUGCUUAUACACCUGAGAUUAUAGAAAGUUGGCUACGGAAGCAGAUGUACUCUAUUGAUCAGACCAAGAAAAACAGCAUCACUCAGAAGGAAGUCAAGUCUCUGCUGAAUCAGAGCAACUUUAAAGUGCCCGGAGGACGAUUUCUGAAGGACAGAUUCAUGGCCGUUGGAGGGAAGAAAGACGUCCUUGACUUUGAGCAGUUUCACAAGUUCUACAAUGAGUUAAUGUUUGAAAACCAGAAGACGAUAUUGGAUGAGUUUAAAAGGGAGUCCUGUGCCUUCAUCAUGGGUAACACAGAAAGGCCAGAUUCCUCUGCAGUUCUCCUAUAUGACUUCCAACGAUUUCUUCUCUAUCAGCAAAAAGAGACUUGGGCUAACAACACAAACCAGGUGCGAGAGCUGAUGACCACUUUCAUCGAUGACACCAUGAGAAAGACCAACGAUCCAGAGUUCACAGUCGGGGAGUUCCUUAGCUUUCUGUUCUCCAAAGAGAACUCCAUUUGGGACGAGAAGUUCUCUGAAUUGUCUAACUUGGACAUGAACAACCCUCUGUCUCACUACUGGAUCAACUCAUCUCACAACACCUAUCUGACUGGUGACCAGUUACGCAGCGAGUCUUCUACAGAAGCCUAUGUGCGCUGCUUGAGAUUGGGCUGCCGGUGCAUUGAGUUGGACUGCUGGAAUGGGCCAGAGGAGCCCAUCAUUUACCACGGAUGGACAAGAACCACCAAGAUUAAGUUUAAAGAUGUGGUGAAGGCUAUCAACGAGCAUGCCUUUGUAACAUCUGAGUAUCCCUUGGUGCUGUCCAUAGAAGAGCACUGUGAUGUGAAGCAGCAGAAACUGAUGGCACAGUACUUCAGAGAUGUGUUCCAGGACAAGCUGCUCACUGACCCAGUGGAGCUGGAAGCGGAGCAGCUGCCCUCACCCACCCAGCUCAAGGGCAAGAUCAUCAUCAAGCAUAAAAAGCUGAAUAUCGGUGAGACCUUUGGAACCAAAGACCUGUCCAGAGGAGAAAAGCAGGGAGAACUUUUCAUCUGGGACCCCAUAGAUGAGAGAUGGUAUAAGCACUACUGUGUGAUCUCCAAAAACAGACUGUACUAUGCAGAGGAGAAUGAGUCAGAUGAGGACUUUGGGAAGAGUUUAGGCAGCAUGGAUAUGCACCAGUCGGAGCCCUGGUUCCACGGGCGUCUGGCUGAGGGCAGGCAGAGCGCUGAGAGACUGCUGCAGGAAUACUGUAGUGAGUCUGGGGGCAGAGAUGGAACUUUUCUGGUGCGAGAAAGCGACACCUUCGUUACUGACUGCACAUUGUCCUUCUGGCGUAGUGGGAGAGUACAGCACUGCCGGAUCCGCUCAUACUCAGACGGAGGCCACGCCGCAUUCUUUCUGACGGAGAACCUGCAUUUCCCCAGUGUGUAUUCUCUGAUCCAGCACUACAGAGAGAACCCACUCCGUUGCCAUGACUUCAAUUUGCGCCUCACUGACUUUGUGCCGCGUCCCAACAUGCACCUUCAUGAGGGGUGGUUUUACAGUAACAUGAGUCGAGGUGAGGCAGAAGACAACCUACUGAGGAUCCCUCGAGAUGGAGCCUUCCUCAUAAGACAGAGGGAAGACUCAGACUCUUACGCCAUCACCUUCAGAGGUGAAGGCAUGGUCAAGCACUGUCGUAUCCACAAAGAAGGAUCCCUGUACGUGUUGGGCUCCUCUAGCGAGUUCGAGAGUCUGGUGGAGCUGGUCAACUACUUCCGCAAGAAACCUCUUUACCGCAAGACCAAACUGCGCUACCCAGUCACACCAGAGCUAGUGGAACGUUUCAGCAUGACGGACAAAUCUGCUUCGAUUUAUGACAGCAAGCAAUAUGUGGAGGCCAAUGAAAUUGAACCAUCUCCGCCUCAGAGCACAGUGAAAGCUCUUUAUGAUUACCGGGCCAUGCGGCCAGACGAGCUCAGCUUCUGCAAGGGCGCUCUGAUCUACAAUGUUACCAAAGAGAGCAGUGGAUGGUGGAAAGGUGAUUAUGGUGGGAAAGUGCAGCUCUAUUUCCCAUCAAACUACGUGGAAGAGGUUGUAAACUCUGCCGCUGAAGAGCAGAAAGACCUGUCUGAUGAAGAUAAUCCAUUGGGUGACUUGUGUAAAGGUGUACUGGAUAUUUCCAAGUGUAACGUUGUGCGUUCAGCCAAACACGGGAAGCCUGUGGUGGUGACGCUGCAGAGUAAGGACGGUAAAGAGAACACAAUGCCGUUCCACUUGGCCACAGAGACCACAGAGGAGCUGUAUGAAUGGUACCAGGUGGCCUGGGACAUCACUCAGAGAGAAGGAACCCGUGAGUUUGAGCAAAAGCAGCAGGAAAAGGUGGAGAUCAGAGACGAGGUGGCGAAAGAAAUGUCUGAUCUGGUGGUGUACUGUCAGCCACGCAGCAAAGACAAGGAUCGAUUUGACAAUUACAGCUAUAAAGAGGUCCGCUCUUUUGUGGAGAAUAAGGUUCCCAGCAAGAGCAGGUCAAGAGAAUUCCUGAAGUAUAACCGCAGAGCCCUGAGCCGCAUCUACCCCAAAGGCCAGCGGGUGGAUUCCUCCAACUAUGACCCCUAUUUUCUAUGGAUGUGCGGCUGCCAAAUGGUAGCACUCAACUUCCAAACUGCUGAUAAGUUUACUCAGCUGAACAGUGCCCUCUUUAGCCUGAAUGGAGGCACAGGAUAUGUACUACAGCCUGAGCUCAUGCGUGCAGACUCCUAUGACCCUCAGGAGGAGAACACCACCGUUAAAUUCACCCUCUCUGUCAGGGUGUUAGCAGCCAGACAUCUGCCCAAGACAGGCCGCAGUAUCUCCAACCCCUUUGUGGAGAUCGAGCUGUGUGGCCAGACUGACGACACCUCCAAGUUCAAGACCACAGUCUGCCAUGAUAACGGAUUGAACCCCGUGUGGCUCGGACCUCACCGGCAGGAUUCAGAGACCGUCACGUUCACUGUGUAUGAACCAGAGCUGAGCUUCCUGCGCUUUGUGUUGUUUGAGGAGGACAUGUUCUCAGACCCCAAUUUUCUCGCUCAGGCUACCUUCCCGGUGAAGGGAAUACGCACAGGAUAUCGCUCAGUUCCUCUGAAGAACGGCUACAGUGAGAACCUGGAGCUCGCUUCUCUUUUGGUGUAUGUGGACAUUCAGCAGGUCGAGAAAGCAGAAGAGGAGCUGUACUCUUCCUCCAGCCAGCUGCGAAAAAGACAGGCUGAACUGUGCAGCGAGCUCUUCUUAUACGACACGCACUCCGGCCUCCAGCGUGCCGCACCCUCGAAUCGCCACGACGUCCUGCUGCAGGAGUUCAAAUCAAACGAAAAUCAGCUCCAGAAGAUCAAUGAAGCAUGCAAGCAGAAGAUGACAGAGAAGAAGAUCAACAACAGCAAGUUCUACUCAUGAGGAAGUGCUCAACACAUCCCCUACCCACUACCCCUACACAUGUCUUCUAUUUAUAAGGCUUCCUCUCCCUGGCUCAGCUGCUCUACUGCUGAAACUCACAGACCUAGCAGAUAAACGCAGGCUAGAUGGGAGAUGUGAUAGUUUUGCUUUCCGGAGUGGAAAGUUCAGGGGUGAGACCGCUGUCAGAAGCUCCACGACACUGAUUGUUGACUUUAUUGUGAAGACCUGGGAUUGCGGAGGCACUUUUACGUGAAGAAAAUCAGUUUGGCUGAACCGUGUUACUCAAACUACAUUUCAUAUUUGUUUGCAGUGCGAUAAACAUUUGUGGUUCAUUUACUGCCAGUUGUUUAAUGAAAAAAUAAAGAAUUAAGCUUAAAAAUUGA